AUGUCGAAUCUAGGAAAACGCAGCGCGUCGUCCGGUUUUGUCGAUUUGACAAACUCGGAUUCAGAGGAUGAGGUACCUCGCGCUCAGCCCAAGCAACCCAGACUCAAUUCUACACCCGGCCUGUCAACAGCUGGUUCUGGUUCUUUAAGACCUUCACAGGUUGCUGGAAACUCAAUUUCGAGUCAAGCUUUGAAUGUCCGUGAUCAGUGGGGUGAGGGUGAUGAAGAUGAGAUUAUUGAUUUGAGUCAAGAUGUCGAAGAGGGCUUUGGUUGGGUUUUGGUUGGAGCUCUUGAUGGGAAGAUUGUGGGCGUUAGAUUUUAUGACGGAUAUGCGACGGCUGGUGAACAGGUCAUGGUUAGGAGAGAACCGAAAAAUCCAUAUGAUUCGAAUGCGAUUCGUAUCAACAAUGUGAGAGGUACACAGAUUGGACACUUGCCGAGGGAGCUGGCUUCUAAGUUGGCAGGGUUUUUGGACGCGAGAACAAUUGUUAUGGAGGGAGUUCUUACUGGAGAAAAGAGAGCAUAUGAUUGCCCUGUUUUGCUUAAGAUUUAUGGACCAGCGGAUCCGGUCGUGAGAGCUAACUUGGAGAAGCAGUUGGCCGCCAAGAGAUUACCAUUGAAGAGACGAGAAGUGGCGCCACCAAAGCCGCCGAAGGCUCUAGUUCUACCCUCGCAGAGAAAGCAAAUGGGUUUCACAUCUUCUCAAGCUGGUAGCUCUAGUCAAGUAGAGCCAACACCUCAACCAGUAAUCGAUCUUGCACAUUUUGUUGCGAACAGCGAGAGAUUCAAUCCGAGAGAAGUGGAUAAGAUGGCUGAAGAGUUGGGUUUACCUGAAGAUGCACUCUCAAAGAUGCCCAUGGCAGAACAACCAAAAGAUCUCAAGGCUACAUUACUUCCGUAUCAGCGUCAAGGCUUAGCGUGGAUGCUUGAGAAAGAGAGCCUAGUUUUACCAGAUGCGAAAUCAGACAAGGUUGUGCAACUUUGGAAAGCCUCGAAAGAACAUAAAGGCACCUACAAAAAUAUCGCCACCAACUAUUGUGACAAAGCUCCGAAGUUGGCCUCGGGCGGUAUACUUGCAGAUGAUAUGGGUCUUGGAAAGACUUUGCAGGUUAUCUCUCUUAUUCUUGAAGGUGGAUCAGGUACGACUUUGAUCGUUGCACCGGUCAGUGUUAUGUCAAAUUGGGCACAGCAAAUGGAAAGACAUAUCAAGAAAGACAAAGCCUUGAAAGUCUUGACUUACCAUGGUAGCCAAGGCAAGGUCAAGGAAAUGACCCCUAGUGACUUUAAAAAGUACGAUGUUGUUAUCACCACUUACGGCACACUUAGCUCAGAGCUGUUUCCUCGCGGUUCAAAGCUUCCCGCGAAAGUUCCGACUACUUCUGGAUUAUUUUCGUUCAAUUGGCGCAGAACCGUCUUAGAUGAAGGUCACAUCAUCCGUAAUCCAAAGACAAAGAGUGCGAUUGCAGCAACAAGUAUCAGUGCCAUUUCAAAAUGGGUACUAACAGGAACUCCGAUUGUCAACACUAUCAAGGACUUUUACUCGAUGCUCAGAUUCUUGGGUAUUGGUGGUGGUCUCAAUGAGCUUGAGGUUUUCAACGCCGUAUUUACUCGUCCAUUAGCCUCAAGAAAUCACGAAGCAGAACUGCUUCUACAAACAACAAUGAGAGCUUUGUGCUUGCGACGCAAGAAGGAUAUGAAGUUUGUCGAUUUGAAAUUGCCAGAAUUGUCAGAGUUCGUCCACAAGGUCAAGUUCAGAAAUGAUGAAUUGAAGAUUUAUAAAGCUUUAGUUCAACAAGCUAAAGGUAUGGCUGAUCAAUUUCAAAAGCAGUCGCAGUCUGUCAAGAAAAACAAAAUUCAAUACACUCACAUACUUGAAAUUCUGCUUCGCAUGCGUCAAGUAUGCAACCACUGGAAGCUUUGCGAGAACAGAGUCAACACCCUCAUGGAAAUUAUUGAAAAUGAUGACGUAGUUGUACUCAACGCCGAGACUCGUCUCGCCCUACAAAUGCUUCUUCAGCUCAAUAUUGACAACCACGAAGAAUGUUCCAUCUGUCUCGAAGAACUCCACAACCCGGUCAUCACAACCUGCAAACACGUUUUUGGACAGGAAUGUAUCGAGCGCACUAUCGAACUCCAACACAAAUGUCCAAUGUGCCGUGCACAUCUCGAGAACAAGGAAGUUCUCGUUCACCCUGCCGUCGAAACAGCCGAAGACGAGGAAAUCAAUACAGAUGAGCAAUCUUCCAAAACCGAAGCUCUGAUGCAAAUCAUCAAAGUCACACACAGUGACCCACUUUCCAAAGUCGUCAUCUUCUCGCAAUGGACUUCAUUCCUCAACAUCAUCCAAAAACAACUCGAGCAAGCUGGAAUCAAAUUUGCUCGUAUCGAUGGUUCAAUGACGGCUCCACAACGUGACAAUGGCAUGCAGUCCCUCGAAAGCGAUCCCGAAUGUCGAAUCCUCCUCGCUAGUUUGGCCGUUUGCUCCGUAGGUCUCAAUUUAGUAGCAGCAGAUACAGUCAUCCUAGCCGAUUCCUGGUGGGCCCCGGCAAUCGAAGAUCAGGCGGUAGAUCGUGUGCAUCGAUUAGGACAGAAGCGUGAAUGUAGGGUUUGGAGAUUGGUAAUGGAGGACAGCAUUGAGGAGAGAGUUUUGGAGAUUCAGGCGGAGAAGCGAAAAUUGGUCGGUAGGGCAUUUCAGGAGCAGGCGGGCAAGGGUAGAGGAAAGGGGAAGGAGACGAGGAUGGGAGAUGUUCUGAGAUUGUUGCGUUGA
Botrytis byssoidea is the source of this 2766-nucleotide messenger RNA. RefSeq lists its product as uncharacterized. The coding region runs from base 1 to 2766 and encodes 921 amino acids. The record is from RefSeq and is a predicted model, not a curated record. Lineage: Eukaryota; Fungi; Ascomycota; Leotiomycetes; Helotiales; Sclerotiniaceae. The transcript is spliced from 5 exons. Gene Ontology annotation, molecular function: nucleic acid binding; ATP binding; hydrolase activity, acting on acid anhydrides, in phosphorus-containing anhydrides.